Messenger RNA from Python bivittatus (Burmese python), 3874 nucleotides. It is a transcript of the gene RNASEH1, whose product is annotated as ribonuclease H1. The record is from RefSeq and is a predicted model, not a curated record. Gene Ontology annotation, molecular function: nucleic acid binding; magnesium ion binding; RNA-DNA hybrid ribonuclease activity. Gene Ontology annotation, biological process: DNA replication, removal of RNA primer. NCBI's taxonomy places the organism in Eukaryota, Metazoa, Chordata, Lepidosauria, Squamata, Pythonidae.
UACUCUCCAUUGUUUGCAUCUCCGGUUCGGUAUCCCACCGCGACGUCCCCUUCACGGCGCCCGAUUAUUUCGUUAUCCGGAAGUGUGGAUCCUGGAUUCGGUCGAGCCCGAGAGUGAGACGGGGAGGCGGCGGUCGGGCAGAUGGGAGGGGGCGGGAAGAGGCGGGGUUAGUUAUGUUGCGCCGGAUCCUGGCUCUGCUCGUUCAUCCAUUUUUGCCCCCCAAUUCUGAAGUCCUCGGUAGAGGUGGCAUGUUCUAUGCGGUGCGGAGAGGCAGGAAAAUUGGAGUGUAUCCCACUUGGCAGGAAUGUAAAGAACAAGUUGAUAAAUAUCAACAUGCCAGCUUCAAAAAGUUUGCAACAGAGAAAGCAGCCUGGGCUUUUAUAAAUGAAGAGUCAACAGAAUCAUCCAUUUCUUCAACAGGCCUUGGUGAUACACCUGAAAAGCAGAAAAGUAAUAGCCAUUGGAGUAACCAGGCUACAUCUGAAUCAAAUUAUACAAGAUCAUACAAAAGACCAUAUGAAGAGCUUUCAGAGAACAAGCUUACAAAUAAGCGUGUAAAAUAUACAGAAGUCCCUUAUACUCCUUCAGAAAAUAAGAAUGAAUUCUUAUAUAUAGGAGAUUACACAGUUGUUUAUACAGAUGGAUGUUGUUCAGGUAAUGGACGCCAUAAAGCACGUGCUGGAACAGGUGUAUAUUGGGGACCUGGUCAUCCUCUAAAUAAUAGUGAAAGACUUGAUGGACGGCAAACAAAUCAAAGGGCUGAAAUACAUGCAGCUUGCAAAGCAAUAGAACAAGCAAAGAGUCAAAAUAUCACAAAACUGGCGAUCUAUACUGACAGCAAAUUCACCAUUAAUGGUAUGACAAACUGGAUCCCAAACUGGAAGAAUAAUGGUUGGAAAACCAGAACAGGAAAAGAAGUAAGAAACAAAGAAGAUUUUGAAAGGCUUGCUAAGCUUUCAGAAGGCAUGGACAUCCAGUGGAUGCAUGUUCCCGGUCAUGCUGGCUUUCCUGGAAACGAAGCAGCUGAUCGAUUAGCAAAAGAAGGAGCUGGAAAAUCAUUAUCUUAGCAUUUUAUAACCUAAAUACUCCACAUAAGAAGGAAGAUUAAGAUUAUUUCAGGUUAAUUUUUGUUGAGUCUCCAUAUGCUUUGAAUAAAAGAUGCAAAAAUUUAGCUUAAACAGUGGAGAAUGUAAAUGCUUUUUAUAUAUCCUAUGUCUUGCCAGAGCAUCUCCUCCAUUUCUCAAUCUGUGUCUGAGAGUUGAGUGUUUGCAUCAUAUUAAUUAUGUAAAACAGCAAAUUGGGAAGUGUUAAAAAAGUAUAUAUGGAAAAUAUACUCUACUUGCUUGGACAACAAUAUGUUCUUGUUACCUUAAAGGUUUUUUUUUUUAAUUUCAAUCCUAUUGUCUCUACAAUACAAUAGAUAAAGGAAAGUACAAAUCAAAAUCAAAAUUAUUAGAUCACAGUCACCUUACUCAACAAGGUGCAAACUCUAUAUGUAAGAUCGGUAUUCACGGUAUAUUCAGAUGUUCACAUUCUAAAGAUUACUUUAGAGCUUGGUGUUUAUUUAUUUACAAUAAAUAAAAUUAUUAUUGGUGCUGGCAUACCUAACAUAUGAUGUUAGCGCAAUAAGCAUUGUUUGUGUUUAUUAUUUUAUUUGUUACAUGUAUAUUCCACUGCUCAUCAAGGAGUUUAAAGUGACUUAACAUGGAAAUCUCUACUUUACACCCCCACCCCCCAAAAAUACCCUACUUGGUGAGAUAAAUUGGGGCUGACUGGCCUCCAAUCAUGCUAUGAAUUUCUAUAACUGAGGAUGGAUUUGAACCUAGGUUCAGCCAGGUCCAAGUCCAGAAUCUUAAAACACAUUGGCUGUGUUUCUAUAACUGAUUUACUCUAUUUAUGUCCUGUUUUCCUCCAAAGUUCACACUAUUCCCUUCAUAUUCUGACAAGAUACAAUAUACAUAGAAAGAUAGAAUCUAUUCUUAUAGUUAUCAAUUAUUAUAGCCUGUAGAAUUUGAACAUGUGUCUAUUAUGCCUUCUAAGCAGGUGGGAUAGGUAGGACAAGAUUUGGUGCUAUAGUUGAGCCUGAAAAUUAGAAUGGUCACUUUUCAGCCAUCACAUCUCUUUUCAAUGUAGUGUAUGUUUUUAAGCUCUCUGAGAUUCCUGAUGACUUGCCUAGGGAGAUUCAGAUUUUGUACUUGUAUGUAUACAAGUACAUAUACAUACAUACUUGUAUACAAACAGUAUGCAGUAUUCAUUUCAAAAUGUGUUUAUUUCAGGACGAGAAUGAUCAAUGUUAAGAUGUUUCAGCCUAUCACUGCAUGAAUGCAUGUGCUUUUUUAAGCCAUAGUCCAUCUUUUGAUUUAAGAUACUAUAGAGUUUUGUCUGGGAUAUGUUUGUGGCUUCAAUAAGCCAACUUUUCUAAAUUAAGUAUGUAUUGAUUUCCCAGGAUUGUAAAACAAGAUUGCUGUGCUCGGUAUACUUGUACAAACAGAUCUUCAUAUACAGUAGACUUUAUGGCAAUAUAAUAUAUAAUUUCAUCACAGAGCCAUUUUAUCAGAUUAUACCUUUUAAAAAGAAGUUAUAGACCCAUAAUGAGACAGAUUUAUCAAGAUUUGAUAGAUUCCCUUGAUUUUAAUCUGGUUCUGAAAGAAGGAGUGCAAAAAUACAAGAUGAAAUGCCAUGUCCCUGUGAUAGCAAACAGCCACUUCAUUCUUAAUAGUGUAGCGUGUUUCUCAAGGAUCUGAGAAACUGAUGAAGACACAUUUUCUGAGUUCACUUAAUUUCAUAAAAUAAAUAUAGAGUAAAUGUUAGAAAAUGAAUUUAGAAACCUGUUAUACAUAGCUAAUUGAGGAAUAGGCAGAUUUUAUAUGGAAGUAAGAGUAGGACUAGACUAGAAGUAUAUUGAAGUGGUAUGCUCUCGUAAAAUGCCUUGCAAUUUGACUUUGAUGGUGAUCUGGUUCUCUUAAGAUUAUUAAUGACCUCUCACAACUAGGCCUCUUUCAUAUCCCCUUCAUCAAUCAGAGAGUGUAGUUGUGUUGACAGGUCUCUCCUUGAACUUACAAGGCAAGUCAUUUGCUGAUCUCCCUGAGAAGUGAGGGUGCAGAAUUCACAACAGAUGUUUUCAUGCAUGGCUGCCCUCCCUCCUAGACCCCUCCCCUUCUGCUGAGGAUAGGGCUUGUUUUUCCAGGAGGAGGAGAAAGACAUUGAAACUUAAGAGCAAGAGAAAUGCAGUCAUUAAUGGAAUAGUCUAAGUGGACUAGUUGUGAUAGGUUGCAGGGAUUAUUUUCUUCAGGCAGUUUUGCAAAACAACACUUCUUUUUACUUAACUUGCCUAAUACCUUUGUUUUUCUUAGGAACUGGGAAGGAAAUGAGUACAGUAUUAGCCUCUGUUCUUAUUUCAUCUAAUUUCACACAAGCUUAAUGUUGAGAAAAAAAUCAGGUGUUUAAUAGGUAUUUCAUAGUACUUACUUUGAAAACUUGAGCAAGACAACUUGGCAAGAUGAGGGUGCAAGUAAUGAGGAAGCAGAUUAGGAGGCACAUCCUUCUAGUUUCAGAAAUGCUAACCCCAGUUCUAUUUCCUUUUUUAAUCUUAGGAAUCUAGCUUUACUUACAGCAGAUACAUUAUGUUUGUUUAUUUAUUCAAGUUAUAUAGCCGCCCAUGUCAUCUUCGUGACUCUGGGCAGCUUACAAUUAAAACAUAAACAUUACUAAGAAAAAAAUAAAACAAUCAUACAAACAUAAAAAACAAUUUAAACAAUUUUAAAAAACCAUACAGUACUGGAAAGCACAGUCAUUCAAAAACAGUACAGGUAAUCCUUGCUUAACGGCUGCCCUGUUUAGUGACUGUUCAAAGUUACGAUGGCGCUGAAAAAGU